Impatiens glandulifera is the source of this 1460-nucleotide messenger RNA. Its product is annotated as probable fructokinase-7. The record is from RefSeq and is a predicted model, not a curated record. Gene Ontology annotation, cellular component: cytosol. Gene Ontology annotation, molecular function: fructokinase activity. The coding region runs from base 287 to 1456 and encodes 389 amino acids. NCBI's taxonomy places the organism in Eukaryota, Viridiplantae, Streptophyta, Magnoliopsida, Ericales, Balsaminaceae. Gene Ontology annotation, biological process: fructose metabolic process. The transcript is spliced from 6 exons.
AUUUGAAAACUCUGAAACAGGGGAGAAUGGAGGAAGAUGGCCGGCGCUCCGGCGCCGGUGAUCGGCGGAAGCCGCUAAGAGAUGUAUAGAUAGAUAUAUAUAUAUAGAGAGAGAGAGAUUCCGUUUGCAUAGUAAUGAAUGUAUCGACCGAUAAGAACUAAACGUUUAUAAGGAAGCCUCCAAAUUUCCGCCAUUGAUGUGAUCAACGUUUGUAAAUCAUAAAAUAGAAACCCUAUUUAUCUUCGUCUUCAAUUUACUUUCUCUUUCAAAUUCAUUCAAGUUCAUAAUGGUGGAAUCAUCGGACAAGAAGAAAAUCAACAGUUUCAACUGUUGUUUCCCUGUAGAUCAUGAUCGAUCAUUCAGGAAUAGUUUCAGAAGUUCUAGAAGCAAUUCUGAUAAGAUCUCUAAGAUAACCAGGAGCAUUUCUACAGGUUCAUCAGAAGAUUUGAUUGUGAGAAAAGGGGUGUUUAAUGAGAAGAGGAAACCAUUGGUUGUUUGUUUCGGAGAAAUGUUGAUAGAUUUCGUGCCAACCGUAGCAGGAGUUUCACUUGCAGAAGCUCCGGCUUUCAGGAAGGCUCCUGGUGGUGCUCCGGCUAAUGUUGCGGUUGGAAUCGCAAGAUUAGGAGGAUCAUCGGCCUUUAUUGGCAAGGUAGGAGAUGAUGAAUUUGGUCAUAUGUUGGCGGAUAUUCUAAAACAGAACAACGUGGAUAACUCUGGAUUACGUUUUGAUCAAAUCGCUAGAACUGGGCUUGCUUUUGUUACUUUAAGAGCUGAUGGAGAACGAGAAUUCACUUUUUAUCGUAAUCCAAGCGCUGAUACUCUUCUUUCUGAAGCAGAUCUCGAUAAAAGCUUAAUCAAGAAGGGAACCAUAUUUCAUUAUGGCUCGAUCAGUUUGAUAUCAGAACCGUGUAAAUCAGCUCAUCUUGCUGCAAUGGAAAUUGCGAGAGAUUCUGGUUGUAUCCUCUCUUAUGAUCCAAAUCUAAGACUUCCUCUCUGGCCAUCGGAGAAAACAGCUCGCGAAGGCAUUAUGAGUAUUUGGAAUCAGGCUGAUAUAAUUAAGGUAAGUGAAGAAGAAGUCGAGUUCUUAACUGAAGGAGGCGAUGCUUUUGACGAUGAUUUGGUGUUAAAGAAGCUUUACCAUCUUAAUCUUAAGCUUUUGAUUGUUACUCAAGGUUCAAACGGUUGCAGAUACUAUACAAAGGGAUUUAAAGGAAGGGUUUCGAGUAAAAAAGUUGUUGCAGUAGAUACAACCGGAGCUGGCGAUGCAUUUGUCGGUGCGUUGCUGAAUAGUCUAGCAGCCGAUUCAGAUUGCUACAUGGAUGAGGAGAAACUAAAGGAAGUUCUUAAAUUUGCUAAUGGAUGUGGAGCUCUAACAGCAACAGAGAAAGGAGCUAUUCCUGCUUUACCCACAAAAGAUCGAGUUCUCCAAUUCUUGGAGAAUUCACCAAACAUUUGAUAAA